Messenger RNA from Phytophthora infestans T30-4, 1809 nucleotides. RefSeq lists its product as uncharacterized. The record is from RefSeq and is a predicted model, not a curated record. NCBI's taxonomy places the organism in Eukaryota, Oomycota, Peronosporomycetes, Peronosporales, Peronosporaceae. Bases 1 to 1809 code for a protein of 602 amino acids. Gene Ontology annotation, molecular function: RNA binding; metal ion binding. The transcript has 3 exons.
AUGGUGCUGGGGCUGCUACUCCGCGAUGAAGAAGAGCGGCGUCUGUCGUUCGACUUCGAGAUGCUGCUGCCAGAAGACGGUGACGACCGUAUGGAUAGUGGAGAGCACCGGAACGGCGCCGUGGUGGGCGUAGGCGGCGCUACGUUUGGCCACCAAGCAGCCAAGAAAGAUUUCAAGCGCGGCACCGUCGUGUGUCGCCAUUGGCUGCGCGCGCUGUGUAUGAAGGGCGACAACUGCGAGUUCUUGCACCAGUACGAUAUGUCCAAGAUGCCAGAAUGUCGCUGGGGAAUGGAGUGCCAGGUGCCCGAGUGUCCUUUCAGACACGUCCCCGACGAGGAGCGCGUCGAAUGCGCCUUCUACAAACAGGGCUUCUGCUCGCACGGCUCCAGUUGCCGCUACAGACACAUCAAGUUGGCCAGAGAGGAAUGUCCCGAAACGGCAGACUUUGCUCUGCAGGCCAAAGUGGCAGACGAAGAGAACGUCAAGCGCAGAAAAGCUCAGCCAGUCAACGAGUUCUUCAAGAUCGCGAUCUGCAAACAUUGGGAGAAAAUGGGUUCGUGUCCUUUCGGUGACGAGUGCCACUUCGCUCAUGGAGAGACGGAGCUCCGGCCGUUUCCUAAGGGUGAAAAGGAGGAGAAAGAGGCGAGAGCAGGUCGACCUGGAGGCCAUCAAGGACCCGCGUUUAAUGGUGGAGAUCGACCGCACCAGGGCCCACCGCCAGGUCCACAGCUGCCGGAUGAUGGCAAGAUGGCCAAGUAUUUCCUGCUGCAGUCGGCUAGCUACUUGAAUCUGGCGCAUUCCGUGCAUCAUGAACGCUGGGCUGUGCCUCCGGCUGUGUUGCAGCAGAUUAAAAUGGCGUCGGAAACGUCGGAUGAGGUGUUUUUAUUCUUUGCAGUUGGACCAAGCAAGCAUUAUCAGGGUGUGGCGCGUUUAGUGAAUGGUGCGAUGUCAAGUGCUGAUGCAUCAGCUGGAGAAGAUCUCGCUGCAGGUGUUGUACCCUACGAGGCGGACGGUAAAGCGGAGUGGGCUGGCUCAUUUGGUAUCGAAUGGCUUCGUAUCUGCGAAUGUCCAUGGGAGCGACUCGCCCAGUUUGAAAACAAGCAGCUGGCUGUUUCGGAAUGUCCGAAUGGCCAGGAACUUGAUGCUGAAACAGGUCACGCAUUAGUGCGCUUGUUGUUCAAUCAGCCUCAGAUUCAGCUCCAUUAUCGAUCCGUGGAGGACGAAUCGAAGCUUCCUGGAGGCGCAGAAGAGCUCGCUACGCGACGACGGGAAGCGGCAGAGAGUUUGUUUGGCGCUCCUGCUGGACCUGGAUUCGGUGGGCCGGCGCCAAGGUGGCAACCUUCACAGCCAGGAUUCGUGUUCGCAUGCACCACACAGACGAUCGACGAAUGCUUUGGUCGCAUGCUGUUUGGACUUGCACAGGAACACGAGGGACUAGCACAGCAGCAUGUGACUCCUGGCACUCCGCUAUUCCUGCUUAAUCAGUCGGACCAACACCUGUUGGGCAUCUUCGAAGCUGUGUCUCCUGCCAUCGUCAAUAUGAUGCCUGGUGCAUUUUGCCAUGGACCGAACAUGCCGUCACCGUUCCCCGUUCAAACGCGCUUUGCUGUCAUGUUAAACGCUCCAGCACUACCCACGUCGGACCCGCAGAUUAAGCGAGUUAUUGGCGACAACGGAGUGGAUGUCGGUCCGCUCUCGCUGCAAGCGACUCAGCAAUUGGCAGACGUGUUUGCUGAGCGUAGCGGUGCUGCGUUCCCGCCGAACGGGCCACCUAUGGGUCCUGGAGGCCCGGACCAUUUUCGUGUGUAG